Molecule: messenger RNA, 1076 nt
Organism: Aspergillus pseudonomiae
Lineage: Eukaryota; Fungi; Ascomycota; Eurotiomycetes; Eurotiales; Aspergillaceae
Exons: 2
Coding region: 473-787 (104 amino acids)
Source: RefSeq, a predicted model, not a curated record
UGUAGUACGUAGUUUACACUCCAUAUAUGUGUCUUUAAUUUCCCUCUGUACCGCAGGCAGCUCCAUUUUCAUCAACGGAACCGAAGAUGGGCAGCCAAUUUCCGUUGCCGCUUAAUUAACUAUAAUCAAUCCAUAUGUACCCAAGGCACCCUUCCGUGCCCUUCCGUGCCAGGAUUCCUGCCUAACAAUAUAAAAUAUUGACUCGAUUAUCACUUAGAAACCCAAGGGGGGAGAAAGGGAAAGCAGAGAGCCAAAGUAGCUGAUCCCUCAACCGAUACAUAUGACAGCUCCGAUUCUCUAUUUCAUCCCUUUUAGACCCCAGCCACACCAUGAUAUUUUAGAUUUGGGCUCCUGUCUUCUCCCUUUCGGCCCGCUCGUCAAUUCCCCGGGCCUUGAAACCCUAGCCAAGGGAUUGUCCUGUAACCUUCCGUUUUGCCCUGUCGUUUCAUGACAGGUCUGAUUGGGCUUCCAGAUGCGCCCUGGAAGGGAUGCAGUAGUCGUUUCGAUAGUUUCGGGGAUUUUCUGCCUGUCGGAUAAUGCCUUUGAUCUUUUCUUGUCAGUUUUUUAUUUUCAGUUUUUAUUUUUAAUUUUUUUUUUCCCUGCGCAAAAACCGGCUGAGGAUCAUUGUUGCGUGCAAUCCAGUUCAUGGUACUUUGGCUACAACCCUGGCCUGACGGAUGAACAGGGUUAUUGUUCAACCGUGAGGUUACAAUAUUUUCUUUUUUUUCUCGCUCCAGCUACCGGGAAGAUAUCCCAGUCUUCCAUGAGGACGAUCCUCCAUCCAUGAACCGGAACCUUCCCUAACAGGAACUACUCAGAUCGACAUCAGAUCCCGAGAUCCGGCCGCGUUACUUUUUGGGACACGAUUGACUGGGCCUCAUUCUCCACAUAGGGUAGUAGUAUCCUUGAGAUUGACAUGAACCCAAUGCGCUAUGUGCUGUAGUUCUGAUUGACAGCUCCGGGCUAACGCUUCGUGGUAUGGCUAGUGUGUAUAGCCGGGGUGGCAGAGCACCUAGGAUGUAUUUGCUGCAGUAGUAAGCGGUAGCGCGUACUCUUUCUACACAGCAUCCUUUUCU